Molecule: messenger RNA, 1854 nt
Organism: Physella acuta
Lineage: Eukaryota; Metazoa; Mollusca; Gastropoda; Physidae
Product: adenosine deaminase AGSA
Biological process (GO): inosine biosynthetic process; adenosine catabolic process
Molecular function (GO): adenosine deaminase activity
Source: RefSeq, a predicted model, not a curated record
UGAAAUCGUGCGAGUUGAGUUUGAAAUUUCUAGCCGACCCGAGGGAAAGUUGAGAAGCAAUUGGUUGCGUGAAGCCCUCCCCACCAGCUGUAGGAUCAACACGGCACUAACGGCAGUUGGCCGUUAAAAGUCAGUCGAGCGGAGACAAAAAUACCUUCUGUUUGAUCGUGGUAAAUAAGCACGGGACUCAGGCACCAACUUGAGAUGAAGACAGACAUGCCUGUGAUCAGCCUCCUCACCCUUUUGAUCCUUGUCUUGGACACCGCUAACCCUAGCUGCGCCGCGCCAUUAGACACAAUGCUGUACAUGUCUGAGAGGGAGACUUUGAUUGUAGAGAAUGAACAGAUGAGGCUCGGGGGAAGCCUGCAGCUGUCUGAACUAGAGCAGCGAGUCAAUGAAGUCAUUAUGAAGGAAAAACGAGACCUGAUAGAGAACAGCCGUUUAAACAGUUCCGAGUUUAUGCCCUCCAUGAGUUUCUUCCACUCCAAGCCUCAGAUGGAGAAGACAAAGACCUACCAGAUCAUACACAACAUGCCCAAAGGUGCGGCGCUGCAUCUCCACGACCAAUCAAUGGUCAGCCCUGAUUGGAUCAUUAAAAACGUGACCUACAGGGACAACCUGUACAUGUGCCAAUGGCAAGGUCAACUCUGCAGGUUCAAAUUUUUCAACGCCUCGGCUGUUGGCUCAGACUGCCAGUGGAAAUCUGUACAGGCUGAGAGAGCCGCAGCUUCAGACGUUAAGGCUUUUGAUCUAAGUUUAAAGAACAAUAUAAGUCUCCUGGUACAAGAUCCAUUUUUAGCCUUCGCUGACAACCAGGCAGCUUGGUCAAGAUUUAGUCGAUUUUUUGGCCAGAUCUACGCCAUGAUGACCUAUCUGCCAGUAUACAGAGACAUGUUCUGGAGGACGUUGGAGGAGUUCAGGGAGGGAAAUGUACAGUACGUGGAAGUGAGGGGAGAUUUCAGUGGGCUGUAUGAGCUCAAUGGUACCGUCUACAACGCCGAGUUUGGGGUGCAGCUUGUCCGGCAGAUUGUCCAAGACUUUGUUAAACGGUACCCGGACUUCAGUGGUGCUAAAAUUAUAUUCUGUGGUAUUAGGAAUCAAGACCUAGCUGUUGUGUUGGGUCAGGUAAAAACCUCAAUAAAUCUGCACAAAAAAUAUCCCGAUGUUUUCAUUGGUUACGACCUGGGUGGGAACGAGGCCGCCUAUAAGCCAUUGGCCUACUUUACUGAAGCUCUACUGUACCCGUCAAGACAGGAGCCACCCUACAACCUGCCCUACUUCUUCCAUGCUGGGGAAACCAACUGGCAGGGUACAGCCGCCGACUACAACUUGGUGGACGCCCUGCUACUGAACACAACACGCAUAGGUCACGGGUUCGCCCUGCCCAAACACCCGAGGCUGGCUCAGAUGGUCAGGGAGAGGGGCAUAGCUCUAGAGGUGGAGCCCGUCUCUAAUCAGAUGUUGAGGCUAGUCGAUGACUUGAGAAACCACCCCAUAACUGCCCUGAUGGCCGAGGGCUACCCAGUGGUCAUCUGCACGGAUGACCGCACCUCCACCGACAUGUCCCCCCUGUCCCACGACUUCUACCUCGCCUUCAUGGCCAUGUCCAGUGAAGACGCUGACCUGACCUUUUUAAAACAGCUGGCCAUCAACUCUUUGAAGUACAGCGCCAUGGAACCAACAGAGAAAGAAACAGCGCUAAAACUCUGGCAGGAAAAAUGGGACAGAUUUAUAAAAGAAACAAUUCAAGCUAUUUAAUUUUAUCUGCACUGUUACAUUUGUUCAUUGUUUUUGUUUGUUAUUUUUAAUAAUGUAAAUAAUUUAUGACGCCAUUUUCAAAUAAAUAUGUUUUUA